This is a messenger RNA of Colletotrichum karsti, 2280 nucleotides long. Its product is annotated as major facilitator superfamily transporter. Gene Ontology annotation, molecular function: NAD binding; oxidoreductase activity, acting on the aldehyde or oxo group of donors, NAD or NADP as acceptor; transmembrane transporter activity. Gene Ontology annotation, biological process: transmembrane transport. Bases 1 to 2280 code for a protein of 759 amino acids. Lineage: Eukaryota; Fungi; Ascomycota; Sordariomycetes; Glomerellales; Glomerellaceae. The transcript has 6 exons. The record is from RefSeq and is a predicted model, not a curated record.
AUGUCUUCGGUGCCGAGUGAAAGCCCUCACGGGCGGGAGGAGAAGGACGCGGCGCGGGAUGCCGUCGCGGCGGACAACUCCGUCGUCGUCAACAACAGUACCAACGACUCCAGCCCCCCGACAUCGUCGUCUCAGACAUCACCGCCCGUAGAGAAGGCGGCUGCCCCUGCCGGACCUCCAAACGGUGGUCUGCAGGCUUGGCUCCACAUCCUUGGGUCGUUUCUGUUGUACUUCAACACAUGGGGUCUGAUUUCGAGCUUCGGCGCCUUCCAGGCGUAUUACCAGUCUGAGCUUCUAAGCAGCAACAGCUCUUUCCAGAUCUCGACGAUUGGUUCCCUGCAGAACUUUCUGAUGGUGUUUCUUGGUUUCAUCAUCGGGCCAAUCUACGAUCUCGGGUACUCACGCUACCUGCUCAUCACGGGUUCACUGCUAGUGCUCGCUGGACUGAUUCUGCAGGCCUUUUGUCGGAAUCUGUGGCAGUUUCUCCUUUGCCAGGGUCUCAUUAUUGGCAUCGGAACAGGCUGUCUCUCAACCCUGGGUGUCGCGCUGCCGUCACAAUGGUUUUCGACAAGAUUGCCCCUAGCUAACGGCAUCGCUGCCAACGGUAGCGGCGUUGGAGGCCUCGUGCUUCCGGCUCUCUUCCGAGCUCUGCAACCGAAAAUUGGCUUCCGCUGGACCGUCCUCGUCUUCGCGCUCAUUUCCCUCGUCACUCUCGGCAUCAGUUUGUUCGUCAUCAAGACAUCAUCGCUAAAGACCCCGCCGAAGCGACGCCCUUGGAUCGACCGUUCCGUCUUCACCGACCUGCCCUUCCUCCUCUUCCUCGGCGCUUGUUGUCUGCUCUUCCUGGGCAUGUACACUCCGUACGUGUACGUGCAGAGCUACGCGUUGGAGAACAAGAUGGCCAGCGAGAACGUCGCGCUGUAUCUUCUCUCCAUCCUCAACGGCGCCUCGAUCGUUGGCAGAAUCGUGCCGAACUUCAUCGUGCCGUACACCGGCAUCAUGAACAUGAUUGCCAGCGCCGUCUUCGCCAUGUCGAUCGCGGCCUUCUGCUUCGCCGCCACCAACAGCCAGGGUUCACUCAUCGCCGUGACGGUGGUCUACGGUUUCUUCGCGGGCACCUUCUUCGCGUUGCAGCCGACGACGUUUGUGAAGCUCACGGCGGACAAGAGUUACAUGGGCACGAGAUUCGGCAUGGCAUUCACCGUCAUGUCUGUGGCGAUUCUUUUCGGCUCGCCCAUUGCUGGCGCUCUUUCGAGAUCUUUUGGGUAUUUGAGCGGCUGGAUCUGGGCGGGCUGCUGCCUCGCGGCAAGCGGACUCACAAUCUUUACUGCCCGCGGAGUCUCUGGGGGUUGGAAAGUAAAUAAGGCGAUGUCGAUUAAGACUGUUGCUGUCGUCGGUGCCUCCGGCCUCGUUGGCCUCCGAGUUGUCAGGGCUCUACAAGAGCACGGCUUCAACGUCACAGCGAUUUCUCGCGAGUCCUCGACAGCGAAAUUCCCCGGAGGCGUUGCUGUUCGCAAAGCGGACCUCUCUUCGGUAGAGUCUCUCACCAAAGCCCUUGCCGGCCAGGAUGCAGUCGUUUCCGCCAUCUCCACCGUGGCAGCCGUUGUCCACGGCUCACAAGACCCACUCAUCGACGCCUCGGUCGCUGCGGGCGUGAAGCGAUUCAUCCCGUCCGAGUACGGCCUCAAUACCCGCAACCUCAAGGGCGAGAUUCUCGGCGACUGGUUGAUCGCCAAGACGGCUGCUGUUGAUUAUCUUAUCAAGAAGGCUGAGGCCAAUCCUAGCUUUACGUGGACUGGAAUCGGAACGAGUCUGUUCUUUGACUGGAGUAUCACACGAGGCAUCUACGGUAUUGAUCUCGAGAAAAAGCACAUCGAUAUCUUCGACUCCGGCACCCAGAAGGUCUCAACAACAUCCUUGGUUUUCCUGGCGGAAGGCAUUGCAGCUGUGCUGAAGCACCCCGAUGAGGUCGCCAACCAGUACAUCAACAUCAUCGAGUUCGACGUGACGCAAAAUCAGCUGCUGAAGCUGUUUGAGGCAGAGACUGGAACGAAAUGGACCGUCAACCACAAGACUGCCGACGAGGUCAACGAGGAGGGCAAGAAGAAGCUGGCCGCCGGAGGAAGAUUCCCCUUCGAGGAGUUCCUUAUCGAGUACCACUUUGCCGACAAGCCUGGUCACUCCAUCCCGGAGGAGGGUAAGGCUAACAAGGUGCUUCAACUUCCCCAGAGCGAUCUGAGGGAGUUUGUCAAGGGAUAUAUCAAGGAGAACAGCAAGUAG